This is a messenger RNA of Cucumis sativus (cucumber), 1180 nucleotides long. RefSeq lists its product as uncharacterized. NCBI's taxonomy places the organism in Eukaryota, Viridiplantae, Streptophyta, Magnoliopsida, Cucurbitales, Cucurbitaceae. Bases 88 to 765 code for a protein of 225 amino acids. The record is from RefSeq and is a predicted model, not a curated record. The transcript has a single exon.
AUGUGAAAAAAAGGCAUAGCCAUUUGUUUUUGCAAAGAAAGGAAGAAAGAAAUUUUCUCACUAACAACACACACACACAAAAGAAGAAUGGCGUUCUAUGGCGAUGAAGAUGAUCUAUGGAAAUGUCCAAAACACCCUUCUAAACGGCGGAGGAUCGGAAUUUGUCCUCUCUGUCUCCGUGACCGUCUCGUCACUCUCUGUCCCGAUUGUGCCAACGUCCGCCCUUGUAAUUGUUGCGCUACAACCAAUACUACCACCACUUCUUCAUCAUCAUCAUCAUCUUCUUCUUUCUCUCGUUUCUCCUCUGCCGAUCUCGGAUCCGUCGGCCGUCUCUCCAAUCUCAUCGACGGUGAACCGGCUUUCCGUCGUUCUCGCUCUCUCGCGGCGAUUCCGUUUCUAAGAUCGCGAUUUGUUGCUGAUUCUGGGGAUGAUUGUUCCUCGUCUGGUAAUAGUGCUAGAACGUCCUCGUUUUGGUCGAUUUUCAAGUCGAAGAGUAAGAAGAGGAACGACGGUGGAAGAAUGGAAGCCGCGGUGGAAAUUGAUUUCAGACGGAGAGCGAAGGAAGUUGCGGAAGUUGAAGAGGCUAUGAGACGGAAGUUGAUGAUCCGCUCGAGAUCGGUUGCGGUUGCGGAUUCCGGUGGGAGAAUUGUCCGGCCACCGGUGAAAGCUAAGACCUGGUAUUUUCCGAGUCCCAUCAAAGCAUUCCGGCAAUCGAAGCUACCUAAACCCGUUCUCACGGAACGGUCUCCGUUACACAGAGGUUGAAUUUUGAAUUUAUUAUUAUUUUCUUUUUUUUCUCUUCUAAUUUUUCAAAUUUCGAAUUGAAAAGUUAAAAUCCGAAAGGAAAAAAAAAAUAUUCAAAGAAAGACGAAGGUGAAAUUUAAGAAUAUUUGCACAUUAUUAUUAUUAUUAUUAUCAAUAUUAUAAUUUAUAAUUUUAUUAUUGUAAAUGGUGGUGUAAAUUAUGAAUAUUUAAUUAAGGUGUAAAUGUGGAAUUUUAGAAAGAUGCGGGGCCAAAAAUAGUAAAAUGAAUAAAUAGGAGGGGCCAAGAAUAGCAAAUUUGGAGAUAUUGAUUUUUGAUAAAGGAAAGAAAAAAGUGUCAAUUAUUGAAAGAAAUUGGGAUAUCAAUUCCUCAUCUCAUUCAAAUCAAAUGGGACAUUACAAUAUAUUUGAUUUGGUGA